AUGAGCGCCGGCGCCGGCGAUAACAGAGUGAAGGGGUCGUGGAGUCCACAGGAGGACGCGACUCUGAUCAAGCUCGUGGCGGAGCACGGCCCGCGCAACUGGUCAUUGAUCAGCUCCGGUAUUCCAGGUAGGUCAGGUAAGUCGUGUAGGCUGCGGUGGUGCAACCAGCUCAGCCCCGACGUGCAGCACAAGCCCUUCACGCCGGCGGAGGACGCGGCUAUUGUUACAGCCCACGCGCUCCACGGCAACAAGUGGGCCACAAUCGCUCGGCUCCUUCCUGGACGUACCGACAAUGCGAUCAAGAACCACUGGAACUCCACACUCCGGCGGAGAAGGCUGGCCGAGUCGAGCUCGACUUCGUCGGAGUCCAUGAAGCGGUUGAUCGUCGGCGGCGGCGGCGCGGAGCCGGAGAUGAAGCGGCAGUGUUUGCGUGGGGCGGAGGAGGAGAGUGGUUUCAAAGCGGAAGUGGAGGAGGAAGAGGAGAAUGAGGAGCAUCAAGAGGAGGCGGUGGAUGACGGGGAGAAAUGUACGGUGGAGAUGGAGGAGACGUGUUUGAUGAGCAUGAUGCAGAGGAUGAUAGCCCAGGAGGUGAGGAACUACAUCGAGAGCUUACGGGCCGAGAAUGGGCUUGCGUUUGGGCUUCAGUCGGCGGUCCAUGAUCCGAAAUGUUGA
Fragaria vesca subsp. vesca is the source of this 672-nucleotide messenger RNA. RefSeq names its product myb-related protein A-like. Gene Ontology annotation, molecular function: RNA polymerase II cis-regulatory region sequence-specific DNA binding; DNA-binding transcription factor activity, RNA polymerase II-specific. The record is from RefSeq and is a predicted model, not a curated record. Gene Ontology annotation, biological process: regulation of DNA-templated transcription. The coding region runs from base 1 to 672 and encodes 223 amino acids. Gene Ontology annotation, cellular component: nucleus. The transcript has 2 exons. Lineage: Eukaryota; Viridiplantae; Streptophyta; Magnoliopsida; Rosales; Rosaceae.